CACAAGGCCCCGGAACAGGUAGAGGAGGAGGAGGAUUCGAAGGGUUGAGCGAAUGUAUGACUGGAGGGAGGGGAGGGUAGAACGGAGAUGUCGAUGUACGAUAAUAGCUGAGAGAAUGAAGCGAAGAUAGUAAUGGAGACCUUAUCUUCCAGCAGAUUGCUGAUUGGUUGAGCCGUUGAUGUCGAAGGGACUCCGGAGUGACGGUGAAAGGGGAGUUGACAGAGGCCUCAUUUGGGCUCGCCAUCUGCAACGUCUCCCAACCUCCACGCCCACACCCUCCCCUUUGAAAACCGACAUACCGACAUUUAUCUCCUCGAUCAUUUCAAGGGCAAUGACUCCCCGAAAUACCACAGGACCAUGUGUCUUUUCUCCCGCCAUAAUGGAGAUCAAGGACAAGCUCGAGCAGAUUCGUGCCCUAUGGCGAUACAUCACGAAAAUGCAACCGGCACCGAGACUGACCAUCAUUCCCACGACCGGCCCGUCGGAAGAUAUCCAGUAUUACGUGUUGCAUCGCGAUUUGAACGAUUACUAUCCGUGGAGCAAUUCCCGCCUCCCCGCCGACACACCGGAAUACCUCGUGGAAGCGCUGAUGGUGUGGAACCGCUGCAGUAUAACUGGCUUCAUGCUGACCGAGGUCCUAAGAAGGACUCUCGACGGAUCCAGGUUUGAGUUCGGGAACAUGAACUUCCGGGCAAAGACUCGGUUUCGGUUUGACGGACACAAACCCCAGCACACCGUCAUCACGAUCACAAACAAGGAGGACGGCAUGAUUUACGUUCUCGAUCUGACGCUGGAACAAUUUGGAUGGUCGAAGGAGGAUUGGCUGCUCCCCAUAGCAGAGUACUGCGGCUCGUAUGUCAAGCUGAGCAAGCAAAAUAAGAGGCCUCCUGAAAAGCUGUCCAUCCCCACGGAAUAUGGCCCAUUGGAGCCGGCAAAGAGGAAGAUCGUAUUCGACAAGGAUCUCGAGCGGAUCGGCCACCUUUAUUUGGAGGAGGUGGAGUACUGGAAACACAUCCACAAAUUGCUCCUGGACUAUGACUGGGAUUCGUGGGGUGGAGGCGAUGUGUUGGCCGAACUGAAAGAGGGGAUUGAGAACAUCGCCCAUACCGAUGUGUUCGCCUUUUUAGCGUCGAGGAUUUGAGGUGCUGCCAGGGAGCCACAUGUUCUGCUUUUAUUUUCCGUCCCAGCCACGCCUGUAGGGAGAGAAAAUCAAUCUUGUCAUCCAACACUUCUGCUUCUACAUCUCUCACGUGACCAGAUUCCACAGCAAGAACCACGGCCUUUCUUUCUCCCUCAUCAUGACUACACCACCACUCCGCGCCCAUGCGUUCCUCAAAUAUCUCUUUUAAGCCCUUGAUUCCCAAUCAUAUCUCUUUCCGUUCACAGCACAGGGCUUUGACUUCAACACGCUAACACUCAUAGUGCCGACUCCGUCCCACGCCGCCGCACACCAUCACACCCCGUUACCACGCUACUUCGACCACAAGCCCCUUGAGGAUGCACGGCUGUUUGAUACA
Westerdykella ornata is the source of this 1517-nucleotide messenger RNA. RefSeq lists its product as uncharacterized. The record is from RefSeq and is a predicted model, not a curated record. NCBI's taxonomy places the organism in Eukaryota, Fungi, Ascomycota, Dothideomycetes, Pleosporales, Sporormiaceae. Bases 179 to 1141 code for a protein of 320 amino acids. The transcript has a single exon.